Hyla sarda is the source of this 2812-nucleotide messenger RNA. It is a transcript of the gene DNAJC11, whose product is annotated as DnaJ heat shock protein family (Hsp40) member C11. Gene Ontology annotation, biological process: cristae formation. The coding region runs from base 244 to 1923 and encodes 559 amino acids. The transcript is spliced from 16 exons. NCBI's taxonomy places the organism in Eukaryota, Metazoa, Chordata, Amphibia, Anura, Hylidae. The record is from RefSeq and is a predicted model, not a curated record.
GCCGUUGGACCUCACUGAUCUAUUACUGAUCCCCUAUGCAGCUGGUGGAAUCCCCCUUUAAUAUUUGAUCUCACACUGUGUCCACAUGGCAGGCACAGUACUUGUGAGCUGUCCAGCAGCUGAUCUCUCCAUAUGAGCUGCAGUUCCUCCCCCGUCCUGCAGGUGUCGCUGUCCGGCGCUUCCUCCUCCCCGGCUGAUCUAGGUCUCUGCUGCACUCGACGGUCAAGGUGAAAGGUUGUGAAGAUGGCGGCGGCCUUUAUGGAGGAAGAAGUGGAGAACGAUGAUUAUUAUUCGCUGCUGAACGUCCGCCGGGAGGCGACCCAGGAGGAGUUGAAGGCAUCGUACCGCAGACUGUGCAUGUUCUACCACCCCGACAAGCACAGGGACCCUGAACUGAAAAAGCAAGCGGAGCAACUCUUUAACCUUGUCCACCAGGCCUAUGAAGUACUUAGUGAUCCUCAAUCCAGAGCGAUCUAUGAUGUGUAUGGAAAGAAGGGCCUGGAGAUGGAAGGCUGGGAGGUGGUGGAGAGGAAGAGGACGGCGGCGGAGAUCCGAGAGGAGUUUGAGAGGUUACAAAGGGAGCGGGAGGAGAGGCGGCUCCAACAGCGAACGAACCCCAAGGGGACGAUUAGCGUCGGCAUAGAUGCCACCGAGCUGUUUGAUCGCUAUGAUGAAGAUUUUGAAGACCUGCCAGGAAGUGGCUUUCCCCAGAUUGAAAUUAACCGUAUGCAUAUCUCGCAGUCUAUAGAGGCUCCGCUAACGGGAACGGACACGGCGAUCCUCUCCGGGAGCCUCUCCACUCAGAACGGUAACGGGGGCGGAUCAAUAAACUUAGCUCUGAGACGAGUGACCUCGACCAAGGGAUGGGGAGAGCUAGAGUUUGGAGCUGGUGACCUUCAGGGACCCUUGUUUGGACUGAAGAUCUUUCGGAAUCUCACGCCAAAAUGUUUCUUCACUACAAGUUGCGUUUUGCAGUUUUCCUCCCAGGGAAUCAGACCCGGCCUCACGACGAUGGUAGCGCGACAUCUGGACAAAAACACGAUGGGUUACAUCCAGUGGCGCUGGGGCAUCCAGUCAGCCAUGAACACGAGUAUUGUCCGGGACACAAAGACUAGCCACUUCACUAUGGCCUUCCAGCUCGGGAUCCCCCAUUCCUUUAUGAUGCUCAGCUACCAGCACAAGUUUCAAGAUGAAGAACAGACCCGGCUCAAGGGAUCCAUUAAGGCCGGCUUCUUCGGGACGGUGGUGGAGUACGGCGCGGAGAGGAAGAUCUCUAGGCACAGUGUAUUAGGAGCCACGGUGAGCGUCGGCGUGCCGCAGGGCGUAUCGUUAAAAGUCAAGUUGAAUAGAGCCAGUCAGACAUAUUUCUUCCCCAUUCACCUGACAGAUCAGCUUCUACCGAGCGCCGUGUUUUACGCCACUGCGGGGCCUCUUAUUAUCUAUGUAGCCAUGCAUCGGCUUAUCAUCAAACCUUACCUCAAGGCACAGAAAGAGAAAGAAUUAGAGAAGCAGAGGGAAAACUCAGCGUCUGACGUGUUACAGAAGAAGCAGGAGGCAGAGGCUGCAGUGCGUCUAAUGCAAGAGUCUGUACGGAGGAUUAUAGAAGCGGAAGAGUCUAGAAUGGGACUGAUCAUAUUAAAUGCCUGGUAUGGGAAAUUUGUCACCGACAACAGCCGGAGGAAAGAGAAAGUGAAAGUAAUAGACGUGACCGUGCCUCUGCAGUGCCUGGUGAAAGACUCCAAGCUAAUCCUUACAGAAGCAUCAAAGGCCGGCCUGCCUGGGUUCUAUGACCCGUGUAUCGGGGAAGAUAAAAGUUUAAAGAUCCUUUACCAGUUCAGAGGAGUGAUGCACCAAGUCAUGUCCGGAGACAACGAAGCCCUUAGGAUACCAAAGCAAUCUCAUAAGAUCGAUGUGGACGGCUAGGCCCCCCUCCACCUACUCCACCCUCAGAACUGGUCUAUAUCCGGGGCCCGGACACCUCUACCCUGGAUUAUCUGCACACGAAUCCGACAAAGCUUAAUUUUUUUUAAGACUAUAAAUGUGUUAUUAAAAAAGAGAAAAAAAGGUGUCAAAAUAAUAUAUGAGCAAAAAAGCAGAUAAAAUGCCGAUGUUUUUACUGGAGCCAUAUUCUCUUUUAAGUAAGGAUAACCCCCUCCUUGGGUAUAGUCAGGGAUACUACCUUGGCAUCUCAAUCUGUUGGGGGACUACAACUCCCAGCAAGAUGAACCACUGGUCACUAGUGAUGAGGCCGUGAUGUUGCUGAGCACCCAGCUCUCUCUGUCUGUUACACAACGUGUGUAUCUACAUAUGGCUGCUUUAUUCCAAAAACAGCGCCACCCCUGUCCUCAGGUUGUGUGUGGUAUUACAGCUCAGCCUCCUCAGCUUAGCUGUGAUACCACACACAACCCAUUGACAGAUGUGGCGCCAUUUUCAAAAUCUUCAUCGGGAGGAGGCCGUAUGCAAAUGCUUACAACCAAUCAUUGCAUGACUGCCCCCUAUAGGGAUGUAAUGGAUAGAGGUUUUUUUUUAUUUUAGGUCCAAAGCUUCUGAAACCAAUGUUUUCCAACCAGUGUACCUACAGCUGUUGCAAAACUACAACUACCAGCAUGCCCUGACAGCCAACAGCUCUCUGUGCAUGCUGGAAGUUGUAGUUUUUGUAAAUGUCCUUCUCCUCCGACAAUGUUUCCCCACCAGUGUGCUCCAGCUGUUGCAACACUACAACUCCCAGCAACGGCUGUCCAGGCAUGCUGGGAGUUGUAGAUUUUGUUAAUACUCUUUCUCCUACAGCAGCGUUUUCCAAUCAGGGUGCCUC